AUGCCAUGCCCCCAUGCCUUUCUUUCAUUAUGUGUGCACAGGGAAAGGGGAUACCCACUGCGGCCUGAGAUGGCAGAGAGUGCUUACUUCCUCUUCAAGGCCACAGGCAACCACACGUACCUGGAGAUCGGGAGGGAUAUUGCUGCAGCCCUCAACACAGUCACACGCACAGGUUGUGGGUUUGCAAGUGUUGGCGACGUGCAGACACAUCGCCUUGACGACCACAUGGAGUCAUUUCUGCUCUCUGAAACACUUAAGUACCUCUACCUCCUCUUCUCCCCUCACAUCGACAUCGCCGCCCGGUUCGUUUUCUCCACAGAAGGUCAUCUCCUGUCGCUGAACCUUCCCAGAAUCUUCCGUGUCGUCUGCCCGUCCGAAGACCACCCUGACAUGUCGCCAGCUGGCGACUGCCGAGUGGUUGCUGCCACUGCUGACAUGGAUGCUGACGUGGACACUGAUGUGGAUGCUGACAUGUCGCAAUCCGCCUUGCAGGCUCCAAACGAGGCACAGAAACCCCCGGAUGAAUCACAAAGACCACAGUCACAACCCCCCUUGCUCGAGAAGCAACAGCCCUCGUUUGAGUCACGCAAACCCUCGUCUGAAUCACGCAAGCCCUCGUUUGAGGCACGCGUGUGUGAGGACUCUCUUUCCGCCCUGGGCUCUCUAGUAGAUCCGGACUUGGCUUUAAGGCGACAGCUGGUUUGUGAGGCAGUGGUGGGGACGUUUGGGAGGGAGGAGCAUGGAGGAAAGGGGUGGUAUGGUGCAUGGGAGGACGAGGAUGAGGCGAGUGGGGAGGGGGAAGGAGGCGAGGAGGAAGAACGAGAGAAGGGAGAGGGGGAAGAAAGGAGGGAUGAGGUUGGGGAAAGGACGGAGGGAGAGGGUGGGGUUGGGAGAUUGAGAGAUGGAGCAGGGAGAGCAGGCGAAAAGGGAGAUGACAAGAGUGGGAUGGAAAGUGGAGGGGUGGAGGGUGGAGAAUUGAAGAGUGGUGUGCGGGUGAGUGGAGUGGCUAGUAAUGUGGAGGGAGAGAGAGUGCCAGCUAUAAGUGAGAAGGGGAGCGUGGAGGGUUCAAGGGAGAAGGAAGCGGAGACAAGGGAGGAAGGUUUGAAGGAGAUGGAAGAAAGGGAGACAAGGGAGAGGAGAGAGCGGAGAAUGGGGAGGGACGAGAGAAAGCGGAGAUUAGAGAGAGCUAGGGAAAGAGAGAGGAGGAAGGAAGUGGCCGAGAAAAACUUAGACGAGCGGCAGAGGGACAUGCAACGAGAACGAGAGUUGAGACGACUCAGAACGCAAGCAGCAGGGCUGCGGCUGAUGCAGGGGAGGAGGGACGAGAGAUGGAGGAGCCCUCUAGAGGAGGAGGUGUCUCGACUUGCUUCCUUCAUCAGAUUCCAGGAGCGGCAGAGGGAGCAGCAACUAGCGGCAGCCGCCGUCGCAGCAGCAGCAGCAGCAGCAGCAGCAGGGGGAGAGGAGGGAGCAGAGGGAGCAGGGCGAGAGGGUGUGGGUGAACAGGGGCAGUGUCCUGCAGGAGACCUGGACAAUAUUUUUCCCGAUGCUGCUGCCGCUGCCGCUGCUGCUGGUGCUGGUGCGGGUGGUACUGGUGAUGCUGCUAUGGGUGGAAGGCGGUUGGGAGGGGUGGUGUCGCGAGUCAUUGGUAACCAGCGUCUGCUGUGCUAUUUCAUGGUGGAUGCUUCACACGGCCCCUCCUGCUUUGCCUGGAACGCCCUCCCUGCUGCCUUCCCCUACCUUCAGGGUUUCCAGACCUUAACAGUCCCAGCAGAACCCACCUGUGUGGUGUGCCUGCUUGUAUGGUUGUGUCCCCCCAUGCUUCCCCUUUGCUCCCUGCCCACAUCCCUCUCCCCCCAUCCCUCACCAAUUCCCCUGGAGCACAAGAGCACGUGCAAGCCGCGCCGCGCUCCCCUGUGUGAGCACAAGGUCCCAGCAGCGCCCCCCUGUGUGGUGCGCCUGGUUAACUUCCCCCCACCCGAGAAUGAGGGUUCCUCCGGACAUCAAACGAAUGUGACUGUGCGAGAGGGUGAGGAAGAGGGAGGGGAAGAAGAGAGAGGGGUGAGAAAGAACGGAGAGAGUGCGGAGGUGGGUGAGGGGGAGAGGGUAGCUGAUGGGGGAGGUGAGGGGAGCGGUGGCGGAAGAGGGGAAGGGGGGUGGGAAACGGAAAAGGGGAGGAGGGGAGGAGGAGAGGGGAGGGGGGGAAGAGGGAAGGGGCAGGAGCUUGUGGAUACUGUGAGUGUAGACCUCCCUGCAGGGGCUGCUGAGUUUGGCCCUCUCCUUGGGAAUGGUGAUGAUGGGGGUGAUGGUGGUGAUGGUGGGAAUUAUGGUGGUGGUGGUGAUGGUGGUGAUGGUGAUGGUGGGAGUUAUGGUGGUGGUGGUGGUGGUGGUGGUGGUGGUGAUGGUGAUGCUGGUGAUGACGAUGGUUAUGAAGCAUCCCCUAUACAAGCAUGUGUGGACCGCUUGUCGAAUCCUGGCGAGGUGAAGGGGCGGGUGGUGGUGGUGAUGCGUGGGGGGUGUUCCUUCCAACAGAAGGUGGUAGCAGCACAGAGAGCAGGUGCUGCUGCUGUGAUUGUUGUGAACCAUGUUAUGGGGGGGGCGCCGCUCAAUAUGGCCCCUGAUGUUCCCCAUUCUGAUGCUGCCACGCCCGAUGGUGGGGUGGCAGAUUCAGAUGUAGUCACGUCUGGUGAGGAAACAGCAGCGCGUGAUGGUGUGUCUUUGGGGAAAAGCAACCCUUCAUCAGGAGACGUAUCCGAAAAAGGAUCGGAAGCAGCGGCAGAAGGGACAGGUUCGGAUGCAGUCACGUCUGGUGAGGAAACAGCAGCGUGUGAUGGAGUGUCACCAGGGAAAGGCAACCCUUCACCAGGAGACAUAUCCGAAGAAGGAUCGGAAGCAGCGGCAGAGGGAUUAGCAGCAGGAGAUGAAUCCUCAUCAGCAGCAGAAGGAUUAGCAAGAGGAAAAGGAUCAGCAGCAGGAGAAACACCAGGGGUAGGGGAUUCUGAUCCGGCAGUACGAAUCCCUUCGGUUAGUCUAGGCAAUGCAGAUGGCGCUCUGCUAUUGGCUGUCAUGCGAGGGCAGAUGAGUGUGAGAGAGGCUGCUAGGCGGAAGGCAGAGGGCGCUGAGGGGGAGAGGGAGGGGGAAAGUGAGGGAGGGAGUGAGGGAGAGAGUGAAGAUGGGAGUGAGGGAGUGCGUGAGGUGGAGAGUGAGAGAGAGAGCGAGGUCAAUUCUGGGAUUGUGCAAGACGGGACGGAAGGGGAGAACGAGUCUGGCUGUGAAGGGGUGGGUGGGGAAGAGUUUUCGGGCAGGAAUAAAAAAGAGGAAUGCAAGGAUCAAAGGGAUCAAGAGGGUUCAAAAGCACAUGGUAGUGGGGUGGAAGACGAAGGGGGAGGGGAUGGACUAAGCAGAUUGGAUGAUGGACGAGGACCGAAGGUGUGGGUGAAGCUGUUUUGCCCGAAGAAAAGGACGGAGGAUGAUCAGCCCGUUUUGUUUGAUGUGGACGUCAGCGUGCCACCGCAAUCACCAUUGCAAAUGCAGCAAGCUGUGAAUGCACUGAUCAUUCUGCUCAAAGGGGGGCACCUGAAUCGGCUCUUGACCUUUGCAUAA
Messenger RNA from Closterium sp. Naga37s-1, 3600 nucleotides. The record is from the annotation of a GenBank genome assembly. NCBI's taxonomy places the organism in Eukaryota, Viridiplantae, Streptophyta, Zygnematophyceae, Desmidiales, Closteriaceae.